Messenger RNA from Betta splendens (Siamese fighting fish), 1735 nucleotides. Its product is annotated as polymeric immunoglobulin receptor-like. Bases 60 to 1400 code for a protein of 446 amino acids. The record is from RefSeq and is a predicted model, not a curated record. The transcript is spliced from 6 exons. NCBI's taxonomy places the organism in Eukaryota, Metazoa, Chordata, Actinopteri, Anabantiformes, Osphronemidae.
ACUAUUUUUGAGAUCAAAUGAUGGAAAUAUAUUCAAUUUCAGACAACUUGUAGAUUAUUAUGUUUUAUACAUUGAGAUUUGAAGAACUCUUUUUUUAUUACAUAAAUCCAGGGAACACCUGCUGUGACAAUUCCAAAAAAGUCCAAAGUUAUGAGGGAGGUUCUGUGUCCAUCACUUGUUCAUAUGAGUCUCGGUACCAGAACAACCUGAAGUACAUGUGCAGAGGAAACCGUCCGUCCACAUGUCUGCAGCAGGCAGUAGUCUCCUCCACCAAGAAACAAGACACACGCUUCACACUGACUGAUGACAAGCUUUCAACAUUCACAGUGAACAUCACCAGUCUGACCCAACAGGAUUCUGGGUCGUAUCUUUGUGGAGUCCACACAAACACAGACCUUGACGUUUUCUCUGCUGUUGAUCUGGAGGUCAAAGACACCUGCUGUGACAGUUCCACCGAAGUCCAAAGCUAUGAGGGAGGUUCUGUGUCCAUCACUUGUUUAUAUGAGUCUCGGUACCAGAACAACCUGAAGUACAUGUGCAGAGGAAACCGUCCGUCCACAUGUCUGCAGCAGGCAGUAGUCUCCUCCACCAAGAAACAAGACACACGCUUCACACUGACUGAUGACAAGCUGUCAACAUUCACAGUGAACAUCACCAGUCUGACCCAACAGGAUUCUGGGUCGUAUCUUUGUGGAGUCCACACAAACACAGGCCUUAAAGUUUUCUCUGCUGUUCAUCUGGAGGUCAAAGAGUGGUGCUGUGUGAAGUCAAACAAACUAAGAGGCUUUGUGGGACAUCCAUUAACUAUGCAGUGUCCCUAUCCACCACAACAUGGGACAAACAGGAAGUUCCUCUGUAAGGGAGACCACCACAGGAACUGCACAGACAUGAUGACUGACACCAGGUUCACUCUGCUGGAUAAUGUUUCUACCAGCUCUUUCUUGUUGAUGGUCUCAGAGCUGGAAGCAGGUGAUUCUGGGACGUACUGGUGUGGCUCAGACUCACAGUGGAGCUUUGGAAACUACACCAACAUCCAACUGUCAGUAGAUGUUGCCGCCUUUGAGGCUAUGGUUUUCAUUGUACCUGCUGUGCUGGUGUUUGUUCUGAUAUUUUUGAUGGUCAUGGUGUGUAAACACAAAUGUCACAAAGAAAAAGCAACUGGAGCCAACGUGGAAACAACACAUCAAAAACACAAGGCUGAAGAUGAAGUGAUCAGUGAAUCUGUUAUUUAUGAAAAUCAAGACGUGGUUGUGUCCUCAAAGCAAAAGAAGUCCAAACAGCAGAACAGCUGCUCCCGUUAUGAUGCAGGUGGAGCCCAGCAGGACUUGAUGUAUAGAAAAUUUAACACAACUGAAGACAUCUACUGUAAUGAAGUUUACUGCAAUGACAAUACGAAAUGAGCACUUUGCACGUCUAAACAUUACUUUAUGCGUUCCAGUUUGUAAUAUCUAUGUUAUUAUCUCUAAGGCAACAUACAGUAUAGCUGGUUGUAUUUGACUUCUUUGAAUGUAGUUAUUUGUCAGUUUAAAAUCACCAUGUAGACAUUUUUUAUUUAUUUAAUCUUUUUUAAGCAUUUGUUUUUUUAAUUAACCUAUAGUUAGCUUUAAUUUUUACACAUUAUCAAUACUGUAAAAUAAACAGUUAUACUUCAGUUCAGUACUUCAGUUAUUUACGCAUACAAAUACAGAUAUGUAAAUUGUAAAAUUGCUGACUUACAAAUCUGUAAAAGCCUAUA